UUUAAAUAACUUUAAAUACGACCAGUUGGAUAUAUCUUAGUGCAAAAACCUGCAACGACCUUAACAUCCAUCCAUUGCCAUGGAGUUGAAUUCUUCGGCUAAAAGUAGUGUUCCAAGAUGGACACCAAGUCCAAGCCCAACAAGAACAUUAUUGUCAUCAGAUGAUGAUCAUAUGCAAAGGCAACAAACCAGAGAUUCUGCAGAAGAAGAUGAUGAUGGUGGGAACAUAUCAUUGUCCUGCUCCAGCAUGGACAGAAUUUUCCCGUUCCGCAUUGAGUUUAAAGGCGGUUUGGCUUCGAACUCCGGCAAGGACGUUCGUGAAGCUCCGCCUCUGAGACUGGAAUCCGUUGCAAAGCUGAGUUGCGGAAAUGAUCAUCAAAGUAGUGGUGAUGGUGUUGAUCGAAAUCAGGUCGAAAAGGAAGGGAGUUUCUUUGACAUGGAAGGACCUGUGGGUUGGUGUAGCUGAUGGGAAAAAUGGGCAAAGAAUGAUCUUGCAGGAGGUUACAGGGUAUGCUCAACCUGGUGAGAUGUUGGCUAUCAUGGGUCCUUCUGGCUCUGGCAAAUCUACCCUUUUGGAUGCUUUGGCAGGAAGGCUAAGUUCAAACACACAGCAGACCGGGGAGAUCUUAAUCAAUGGCCGUAAAGAAACACUUGCUUUCGGAACAUCGGCGUACGUGACUCAAGACGACACUCUAAUGACAACAUUAACAGUAAGGGAAGCUGUAUAUUACUCAGCGCAGCUGCAACUGCCCGACUCCAUGUCCCAAGCAGAAAAGAAGGAAAGAGCGGAGAUGACGAUAAGGGAGAUGGGGUUGCAAGACUCCAUGGACACAAGAAUUGGAGGUUGGAGCAUAAAAGGACUUAGCGGUGGCCAGAAAAGAAGAGUUAGCAUUUGCAUUGAAAUCUUGACUCGCCCGAAGCUUCUCUUCCUUGAUGAGCCUACUAGUGGCCUAGACAGUGCAGCGUCUUACCACGUCAUGAACCGCAUUGUUAAGCUAGCUCACCGUGAUGGAAGGACAGUUAUUGCAUCGAUUCAUCAACCUAGCAGUGAGGUUUUCGAUCUUUUCCAAAAUCUUUGCCUACUCUCCUCUAGUAGGACAGUCUACUUUGGCCUUGCUUCAAUGGCAGAACAAUUUUUUGCUUCAAAUGGAUUCCCAUGCCCGACUCUGAGAAACCCAUCAGAUCACUACCUUAGAACUAUCAACAAGGAUUUUGAUGUUGAUAUCGAACAAGGGCUUGGGGGCAAAACAAGCACAGAAGAAGCGAUUAAUAUUCUCAUACAAUCAUACAAGUAUUCAAAUAUUAACAAGCAAGUUCAGCUGCAGGUAGCUAGUAUUUCCCAACAGAAAGGUGGAACUCUAGAGAAGGGAAGUCAAGCCAGCUUCGUAAACCAAUGCCUUGUUCUCACAAGGAGAUCGUUUGUGAACAUGUAUCGCGAUCUUGGCUACUACUGGCUUCGCCUUGCAAUUUACAUUGCCUUGUGUUUAUGCGUAGGCACUAUCUUUUACGACAUUGGCUCCACUUUUGGGUCCAUACAGGCGAGAGGUUCGAUGCUUAUGUUUGUUGGAGCAUUCUUGACUUUCAUGGCAAUAGGUGGAUUCCCUUCUUUUGUAGAAGACAUGAAGAUCUUCGGGCGAGAGAGAUUGAACGGGCACUAUGGUGUUUCGGCAUUUGUUGUUGGAAACACGUUUUCCUCCAUUCCAUACUUGCUCAUCAUCUCUUUAAUUCCCGGAGCUAUAGCCUACUACCUUGUCGGUCUUCAAAAGAGCUUUGAUCACUUUGCCUAUUUUGCAUUGCUACUCUUUGUGACCAUGAUGUUGGUCGAGAGCCUAAUGAUGAUUGUCGCAAGCGUUGUGCCAGAUUUCCUCAUGGGAAUUAUUACCGGUGCUGGAAUUCAAGGAGUAAUGAUGCUGAACGGAGGUUUCUUCCGACUACCCAAUGACCUCCCUAAGCCCUUCUGGAGAUAUCCAAUGUACUACAUUGCAUUCCACAAGUACGCAAAUGAAGGAUUCUACAAAAAUGAGUUUGAAGGACUGACAUUCCCAAACAAUCAAGCAGAAGGAUAUUCAACAAUUAACGGUGAAGAAAUUUUACGAAGCGUUUGGCAAGUGCAGAUGGGAUACUCCAAGUGGGUCGAUCUUGCCAUUUUGUUUGGAAUGGUAAUAGUUUACAGGCUCAUGUUUCUGGGAAUCAUAAAGUUCACAGAAAAGGUUGUACCAAUCAUCAAAGCUCUCAUAGUUGCUACUCCGAAGCACUCGAAACAGAUCACAGAAAAUCCACCCCCCAUACCCUCAGAUUAAGCAAACUUGUAGUGUGUUUUUGUUAAUUUGUAGCACUAAAUAGAACAUUGUUUGAAUGUAUUAUAUAUGUACGUGUAUUCCAGCUAUGGUUGAACGGACUAUACCAGAAAGAAAAUAUUCGAAAUUUA
Messenger RNA from Malus domestica (apple), 2428 nucleotides. Its product is annotated as ABC transporter G family member 1-like. Gene Ontology annotation, molecular function: ABC-type transporter activity; ATP hydrolysis activity; ATP binding. NCBI's taxonomy places the organism in Eukaryota, Viridiplantae, Streptophyta, Magnoliopsida, Rosales, Rosaceae. Gene Ontology annotation, cellular component: membrane. The record is from RefSeq and is a predicted model, not a curated record.